AUGGAGAAGCUCGAGAAACCCGGAGAGCAGACUCAAGCCGCCACCGUUGAGGUUGAGCAAGAGGAAAAGCUCGAGAAACCCGAAGAUCUGACUCAGGCUGCCACAGUUGAAGUCAAAGAAAUGGAGAAAGUUCGAGAAACCCGAAGAUCUGACUCAAGCUGCCACAGUUGAAGUCAAAGAAGUGGAGAAGCUCGAAAAACCCGAAGAGCAGACUCAAGCUGCCACAGUUGAGGUCAAGCAAGACGAAAAAGCUUGAGAAACCCGAAGAUCUGACUCAAGCUGCCACAGUUGAAGUCAAAGAAGUGGAGAAGCUCGAAAAACCCGAAGAGCAGACUCAAGCUGCCACAGUUGAGGUCAAGCAAGACGAAAAGCUCGAGAAACCCGAAGAUCUGACUCAAGCUGCCACAGUUGAAGUCAAAGAAGUGGAGAAGCUCGAGAAACCCGCAGAGCAGACUCAAGCCGCCACAGUUGAGGUUGAGCAAGAGGAAAAAGCUCGAGAAACCCGAAGAUCUGACUCAAGCUGCCACAGUUGAAGUCAAGCAAGAGGAAAAAGCUCGAGAAACCCGCAGAGCAGACUCAAGCCGCCACAGUUGAGGUUGAGCAAGAGGAAAAAGCUCGAGAAACCCGAAGAUCUGACUCAAGCUGCCACAGUGGAAGUCAGGGGGGUAGAGAAACCUGGUGAAGCCGAACAAACGCUGACCGUUGAACUUUUCUUCAGCAGACAACAAAGCACAGCCGGACUCGAGAUCGACCUGGUCGUCGACACUUUCGAGAGCGAAGAGAAAUCAUUGAAGAGUGCGCGCAAGGAUGUUUCGAUAACAGAGAAGAACGAGCGAGUUGUCGAACUGGUCGAAGAUGAGACUCAAGCCGCCACAGUUGAGGUUAAGCAGGAGGAAAAGCUCGAGAAACCCGAAGAUCUGACUCAAGCUGCCACAGUUGAAGUCAAAGAAAUGGAGAAGUCUCGAGAAAACCCGAAGAGCAGACUCAAGCCGCCACAGUUGAGGUUGAGCAAGAGGAAAAAGCUCGAGAAACCCGAAGAUCUGAUUCAGGCUGCCACAGUUGAAGUCAAAGAAAUGGAGAAGUUCGAGAAACCCGAAGAUCUGACUCAAGCUGCCACAGUUGAAGUCAAAGAAGUGGAGAAGCUCGAAAAAACCCGAAGAGCAGACUCAAGCUGCCACAGUUGAGGUCAAGCAAGACGAAAAAAGCUUGAGAAACCCUGAAGAUCUGACUCAAGCUGCCACAGUUGAAGUCAAAGAAGUGGAGAAGCUCGAAAAACCCGAAGAGCAGACUCAAGCUGCCACAGUUGAGGUCAAGCAAGACGAAAAAGCCUGAGAAACCCGAAGAUCUGACUCAGCUGCCACAGUUGAAGUCAAAGAAGUGGAGAAGCUCGAGAAACCCGCAGAGCAGACUCAAGCCGCCACAGUUGAGGUUGAGCAAGAGGAAAAGCUCGAGAAACCCGAAGAUCUGACUCAAGCUGCCACAGUUGAAGUCAAGCAAGAGGAAAAGCUCGAGAAACCCGCAGAGCAGACUCAAGCCGCCACAGUUGAGGUUGAGCAAGAGGAAAAGCUCGAGAAAACCCGAAGAUCUGACUCAAGCUGCCACAGUGGAAGUCAGGGGGUAGAGAAACCUGGUGAAGCCGAACAAACGCUGACCGUUGAACUUUUCUUCAGCAGACAACAAAGCACAGCCGGACUCGAGAUCGACCUGGUCGUCGACACUUUCGAGAGCGAAGAGAAAUCAUUGAAGAGUGCGCGCAAGGAUGUUUCGAUAACAGAGAAGAACGAGCGAGUUGUCGAACUGGUCGAAGAUGAGACUCAAGCCGCCACAGUUGAGGUUAAGCAGGAGGAAAAGCUCGAGAAACCCGAAGAUCUGACUCAAGCUGCCACAGUUAAGGUCAAGCAAGAGGAAAAGCUCGAGAAACCCGAAGAGCAGACUCAAGCUGCCACAGUUAAGGUCAAGCAAGACGAAAAGCUUGAGAAACCCGAAGAUCUGACUCAAGCUGCCACAGUUGAGGUCAAGCAAGAGGAAAAGCUCGAGAAACCCGAAGAUCUGACUCAGGCUGCCACAGUUGAAGUCAAAGAAGUGGAGAAGCUCGAGAAACCCGAAGAUCUGACUCAAGCUGCCACAGUGGAAGUCAGGGGGGUAGAGAAACCUGGUGAAGCCGAACAAACGCUGACCGUUGAACUUUUCUUCAGCAGACAACAAAGCACAGCCGGACUCGAGAUCGACCUGGUCGUCGACACUUUCGAGAGCGAAGAGAAAUCAUUGAAGAGUGCGCGCAAGGAUGUUUCGAUAACAGAGAAGAACGAGCGAGUUGUCGAACUGGUCGAAGAUGAGACUCAAGCCGCCACAGUUGAGGUUAAGCAGGAGGAAAAGCUCGAGAAACCCGAAGAUCUGACUCAAGCUGCCACAGUUGAAGUCAAAGAAAUGGAGAAGUUCGAGAAACCCGAAGAGCAGACUCAAGCCGCCACAGUUGAGGUUGAGCAAGAGGAAAAGCUCGAGAAACCCGAAGAUCUGAUUCAGGCUGCCACAGUUGAAGUCAAAGAAAUGGAGAAGUUCGAGAAACCCGAAGAUCUGACUCAAGCUGCCACAGUUGAAGUCAAAGAAGUGGAGAAGCUCGAAAAACCCGAAGAGCAGACUCAAGCUGCCACAGUUGAGGUCAAGCAAGACGAAAAGCUUGAGAAACCCGAAGAUCUGACUCAAGCUGCCACAGUUGAAGUCAAAGAAGUGGAGAAGCUCGAAAAACCCGAAGAGCAGACUCAAGCUGCCACAGUUGAGGUCAAGCAAGACGAAAAGCUCGAGAAACCCGAAGAUCUGACUCAAGCUGCCACAGUUGAAGUCAAAGAAGUGGAGAAGCUCGAGAAACCCGCAGAGCAGACUCAAGCCGCCACAGUUGAGGUUGAGCAAGAGGAAAAGCUCGAGAAACCCGAAGAUCUGACUCAAGCUGCCACAGUUGAAGUCAAGCAAGAGGAAAAGCUCGAGAAACCCGCAGAGCAGACUCAAGCCGCCACAGUUGAGGUUGAGCAAGAGGAAAAACUCGAGAAACCCGAAGAUCUGACUCAAGCUGCCACAGUGGAAGUCAGGGGGGUAGAGAAACCUGGUGAAGCCGAACAAACGCUGACCGUUGAACUUUUCUUCAGCAGACAACAAAGCACAGCCGGACUCGAGAUCGACCUGGUCGUCGACACUUUCGAGAGCGAAGAGAAAUCAUUGAAGAGUGCGCGCAAGGAUGUUUCGAUAACAGAGAAGAACGAGCGAGUUGUCGAACUGGUCGAAGAUGAGACUCAAGCCGCCACAGUUGAGGUUAAGCAGGAGGAAAAGCUCGAGAAACCCGAAGAUCUGACUCAAGCUGCCACAGUUAAGGUCAAGCAAGAGGAAAAGCUCGAGAAACCCGAAGAGCAGACUCAAGCUGCCACAGUUAAGGUCAAGCAAGACGAAAAGCUUGAGAAACCCGAAGAUCUGACUCAAGCUGCCACAGUUGAGGUCAAGCAAGAGGAAAAGCUCGAGAAACCCGAAGAUCUGACUCAAGCUGCCACAGUUGAAGUCAAAGAAGUGGAGAAGCUCGAGAAACCCGAAGAUCUGACUCAAGCUGCCACAGUGGAGGUCAGGAGGGUAGAGAAACCUGGUGAAGCCGAACAAACGCUGACCGUUGAACUUUUCUUCAGCAGACAACAAAGCACAGCCGGACUCGACAUCGACCUGGUCGUCGACACUUUCGAGAGCGAAGAGAAAUCAUUGAAGAGUGCGCGCAAGGAUGUUUCGAUAACAGAGAAGAACGAGCGAGUAGUCGAACUGGUCGAAGAUAAGACUCAAGCUGCCACAGUUGAGGUCAAGCAAGAGGAAAAGCUUGAGAAACCCGAAAAUCUGAUUCAAGCUGCCACAGUUGAGGUCAAGCAAGAGGAAAAGCUCGAGAAACCCGAAGAUCUGACUCAAGCUGCCACAGUUGAAGUCAAAGAAGUGGAGAAGCUCGAAAAACCCGAAGAUCUGACUCAAGCUGCCACAGUUGAAGUCAAAGAAGUGGAGAAGCUCGAGAAACCCGAAGAUCUGACUCAAGCUGCCACAGUUGAGGUCAAGCAAGACGAAAAGCUUGAGAAACCCGAAAAUCUGAUUCAAGCUGCCACAGUUGAGGUCAAGCAAGAGGAAAAGCUUGAGAAACCCGAAAAUCUGACUCAAGCUGCCACAGUUGAGGUCAAGCAAGAGGAAAAGCUUGAGAAACCCGAAGAUCUGACUCAAGCUGCCACAGUGGAGGUCAGGGGGGUAGAGAAACCUUGUGAAGCCGAACAUACGCUGACCGUUGAACUUUUCUUCAGCAGACAACAAAGCACAGCCGGACUCGAGAUCGACCUGGUCGUCGACACUUUCGAGAGCGAAGAGAAAUCAUUGGAGAGUGCGCGCAAGGAUGUUUCGAUAACAGAGAAGAACGAGCGAGUAGUCGAACUGGUCGAAGAUGAGACUCAAGCUGCCACAGUUGAGGUCAAGCAAGAGGAAAAGCUCGAGAAACCCGAAGAUCUGACUCAAGCUGCCACAGUUGAAGUCAAAGAAGUGGAGAAGCUCGAGAAACCCGAAGAGCAGACUCAAGCUGCCACAGUUAAGGUCAAGCAAGAGGAAAAGCUCGAGAAACCCGAAGAUCUGACUCAAGCUGCCACAGUUGAAGUCAAAGAAGUGGAGAAGCUCGAGAAACCCGAAGAGCAGACUCAAGCUGCCACAGUUGAGGUUGAGCAAGAGGAAAAACUCGAGAAACCCGAAGAUCUGACUCAAGCUGCCACAGUUGAAGUCAAAGAAGUGGAGAAGCUCGAGAAACCCGAAGAGCAGACUCAAGCUGCCACAGUGGAGGUCAGGGGGGUAGAGAAACCUGGUGAAACCGAACAAACGCUGACCGUUGAACUUUUCUUCAGCAGACAACAAAGCACAGCCGGACUCGAGAUCGACCUGGUCGUCGACACUUUCGAGAGCGAAGAGAAAUCAUUGAAGAGUGCGCGCAAGGAUGUUUCGAUAACAGAGAAGAACGAGCGAGUAGUCGAACUGGUCGAAGAUGAGACUCAAGCUGCCACAGUUGAGGUCAAGCAAGAGGAAAACCUCGAGAAACCCGAAGAUCUGACUCAAGCUGCCACAGUUAAGGUCAAGCAAGAGGAAAAGCUCGAGAAACCCGAAGAUCUGACUCAAGCUGCCACAGUUGAAGUCAAAGAAGUGGAGAAGCUCGAGAAACCCGAAGAGCAGACUCAAGCUGCCACAGUGGAGGUCAGGGGGUAGAGGAAACCUGGUGAAGCCGAACAAACGCUGACCGUUGAACUUUUCUUCAGCAGACAACAAAGCACAGCCGGACUCGAGAUCGACCUGGUCGUCGACACUUUCGAGAGCGAAGAGAAAUCAUUGAAGAGUGCGCGCAAGGAUGUUUCAAUAACAGAGAAGAACGAGCGAGUAGUCGAACUGGUCGAAGAUGAGACUCAAGCUGCCACAGUUGAGGUCAAGCAAGACGAAAAGCUCGAAAAACCCGAAGAUCUGACUCAAGCUGCCACAGUGGAGGUCAAGGGGGAAGAAAAACCUAGUGAAGCCGAACAAACGCUGACCGUUGAACUUUUCUUCAGCAGACAACAAAGCACAGCCGGACUCGAGAUCGACCUGGUCGUCGACACUUUCGAGAGCGAAGAGAAAUCAUUGAAGAGUGCGCGCAAGGAUGUUUCGAUAACAGAGAAGAACGAGCGAGUAGUCGAACUGGUCGAAGAUGAGACUCAAGCUGCCACAGUUGAGGUCAAGCAAGACGAAAAGCUCGAGAAACCCGAAGAUCUGACUCAAGCUGCCACAGUGGAGGUCAAGGGGGAAGAAAAAAACCUAGUGAAGCCGAACAAACGCUGACCGUUGAACUUUUCUUCAGCAGACAACAAAGCACAGCCGGACUCGAGAUCGACCUGGUCGUCGACACUUUCGAGAGCGAAGAGAAAUCAUUGAAGAGUGCGCGCAAGGAUGUUUCGAUAACAGAGAAGAACGAGCGAGUAGUCGAACUGGUCGAAGAUGAGACUCAAGCUGCCACAGUUGAGGUCAAGCAAGACGAAAAGCUUGUGAAACCCAAAGAUCUGACUCAAGCUGCCACAGUUGAGGUCAAGCAAGACGAAAAGCUUGAGAAACCCGAAGAUCUGACUCAAGCUGCCACAGUUGAGGUCAAGCAAGACGAAAACCUCGAGAAACCCGAAGAUCUGACUCAAGCUGCCACAGUUAAGGUCAAGCAAGAGGAAAAGCUCGAGAAACCCGAAGAUCUGACUCAAGCUGCCACAGUUAAGGUCAAGCAAGAGGAAAAGCUCGAGAAACCCGAAGAUCUGACUCAAGCUGCCACAGUUGAAGUCAAAGAAAUGGAGAAGCUCGAGAAACCCGAAGAGCAGACUCAAGCUGCCACAGUUGAAAUCAAAGAAGUGGAGAAGCUCGAGAAACCCGAAGAGCAGACUCAAGCUGCCACAGUUGAAGUCAAAGAAGUGGAGAAGCUCGAGAAACCCGAAGAUCUGACUCAAGCUGCUACAGUUGAGGUCAAGCAAGACGAAAAGCUUGUGAAACCCAAAGAUCUGACUCAAGCUGCCACAAUUGAGGUCAAGCAAGACGAAAAGCUUGAGAAACCCGAAGAUCUGACUCAAGCUGCCACAGUUGAGGUCAAGCAAAAGGAAAAGCUCGAGAAACCCGAAGAUCUGACUCAAGCUGCCACAGUUGAAGUCAAAGAAAUGGAGAAGCUCGAGAAACCCGAAGAGCAGACCCAAGCUGCCACAGUUGAGGUCAAGCAAGACGAAAAGCUUGAGAAACCCGAAGAUCUGACUCAAGCUGCUACAGUUGAGGUCAAGCAAGAGGAAAAGCUCGAGAAACCCGAAGAUCUGACUCAAGCUGCCACAGUUGAGGUCAAGCAAGACGAAAAGCUCGAGAAACCCGAAGAUCUGACUCAAGCUGCCACAGUGGAGGUCAGGGGGGUAGAGAAACCUGGUGAAGCCGAACAAACGCUGACCGUUGAACUUUUCUUCAGCAGACAACAAAGCACAGCCGGACUCGAGAUCGACCUGGUCGUCGACACUUUCGAGAGCGAAGAGAAAUCAUUGAAGAGUGCGCGCAAUGAUGUUUCGAUAACAGAGAAGAACGAGCGAGUAGUCGAACUGGUCGAAGAUGAGACUCAAGCUGCCACAGUUGAGGUCAAGCAAGAGGAAAAGCUCGAGAAACCCGAAGAUCUGACUCAAGCUGUCACAGUUGAGGUUGAGCAAGAGGAAAAGCUCGAGAAACCCGAAGAUCUGACUCAAGCUGCCACAGUUGAAGUCAAAGAAGUGGAGAAGCUCGAGAAACCCGAAGAGCAGACUCAAGCUGCCACAGUGGAGGUCAGGGGGGUAGAGGAACCUGGUGAAGCCGAACAAACGCUGACCGUUGAACUUUUCUUCAGCAGACAACAAAGCACAGCCGGACUCGAGAUCGACCUGGUCGUCGACACUUUCGAGAGCGAAGAGAAAUCAUUGAAGAGUGCGCGCAAGGAUGUUUCAAUAACAGAGAAGAACGAGCGAGUAGUCGAACUGGUCGAAGAUGAGACUCAAGCUGCCACAGUUGAGGUCAAGCAAGACGAAAAGCUCGAAAAACCCGAAGAUCUGACUCAAGCUGCCACAGUGGAGGUCAAGGGGGAAGAAAAAAACCUAGUGAAGCCGAACAAACGCUGACCGUUGAACUUUUUCUUCAGCAGACAACAAAGCACAGCCGGACUCGAGAUCGACCUGGUCGUCGACACUUUCGAGAGCGAAGAGAAAUCAUUGAAGAGUGCGCGCAAGGAUGUUUCGAUAACAGAGAAGAACGAGCGAGUAGUCGAACUGGUCGAAGAUGAGACUCAAGCUGCCACAGUUGAGGUCAAGCAAGACGAAAAGCUCGAGAAACCCGAAGAUCUGACUCAAGCUGCCACAGUGGAGGUCAAGCAAGACGAAAACCUCGAGAAACCCGAAGAUCUGACUCAAGCUGCCACAGUUAAGGUCAAGCAAGAGGAAAAGCUCGAGAAACCCGAAGAUCUGACUCAAGCUGCCACAGUUAAGGUCAAGCAAGAGGAAAAGCUCGAGAAACCCGAAGAUCUGACUCAAGCUGCCACAGUUGAAGUCAAAGAAAUGGAGAAGCUCGAGAAACCCGAAGAGCAGACUCAAGCUGCCACAGUUGAAAUCAAAGAAGUGGAGAAGCUCGAGAAACCCGAAGAGCAGACUCAAGCUGCCACAGUUGAAGUCAAAGAAGUGGAGAAGCUCGAGAAACCCGAAGAGCAGACUCAAGCUGCCACAGUUGAGGUCAAGCAAGAGGAAAAGCUCGAGAAACCCGAAGAUCUGACUCAAGCUGCUACAGUUGAGGUCAAGCAAGACGAAAAGCUUGAGAAACCCGAAGAUCUGACUCAAGCUGCCACAGUUGAGGUCAAGCAAAAGGCAAAGCUCGAGAAACCCGAAGACAAGAAGGCUGAACAGAAGGAGGUGAAACCUGAAGUAGCUCCGAAGGACGUCAAGCCGAAAGAAGCCGAGCCCGAGAAACCCAAAGACAGGAAGGCGGAACAGAAGGAAGACAAACCUGAAGUAGCUCCGAAGGACGUCAAGCCGAAAGAAGUCGAGCCCGAGAAACCCAAAGACAAGAAGGCUGAACAGAAGGAGGUGAAACCUGAAGUAGCUCCGAAGGACGUCAAGCCGAAAGAAGCCGAGCCCGAGAAACCCAAAGACAAGAAGGCGGAACAGAAGGAAGACAAACCUGAAGUAGCUCCGAAGGACGUCAAGCCGAAAGAAGCCGAGCCCGAGAAACCGAAAGAUAAGAAGGCUGAGCAGAAGGAAGGCAAACCUGAAGUAGCUCCGAAGGACGUCAAGCCGAAAGAAACUGAGCCCGAGAAACCCAAAGACAAGAAGGCUGAACAGAAGGAGGUGAAACCUGAAGUAGCUCCGAAAGACGUCAAGCCGAAAGAAGCCGAGCCCGAGAAACCGAAAGAUAAGAAGGCUGAGCAGAAGGAGGUGAAACCUGAAGUAGCUCCAAAGGACGUCAAGCCGAAAGAAGCCGAGCCCGAGAAACCGAAAGAUAAGAAGGCUGAGCAGAAAGAAGAAAAACCUGAAGUAGCUCCGAAGGACGUCAAGCCGAAAGAAGCCGAACCCGGGAAACCCAAAGACAAGAAUGCUGAGCAGAAGGAAGGCAAACCUGAAGUAGCUCCGAAGUACGUCAAGCCGAAAGAAGCCGAGCCCGAGAAACCCAAAGACAAGAAGGCGGAAGAGAAAGAGGUGAAACCAGAAGUAGCUCCGAAGGACGUCAAGCCGAAAGAAACUGAGCCCGAGAAACCCAAAGACAAGAAGGCGGAACAGAAGGAAGGCAAACCUGGAGUAGCUCCGAAAGACGUCAAGCCGAAAGAAACUGAGCCCGAGAAACCCAAAGACAAGAAGGCUGAACAGAAGGAGGUGAAACCUGAAGUAGCUCCAAAGGACGUCAAGCCGAAAGAAGCCGAGCCCGAGAAACCCAAAGACAAGAAGGCGAAAGAGAAAGAGGUGAAACCUGAAGUAGCUCCGAAGGACGUCAAGCCGAAUGAAACUGAGCCCGAGAAACCCAAAGACAAGAAGGCUGAACAGAAGGAGGUGAAACCUGAAGUAGCUCCGAAGGACGUCAAGCCGAAAGAAGCCGAGCCCGAGAAACCGAAAGAUAAGAAGGCUGAACAGAAGGAGGUAAAACCUGAAGCAGCUCCGAAGCACGUCAAGCCGAAAGAAGUCGAGCCCGAGAAACCCAAAGACAAGAAGGCUGAGCAGAAGGAGGUGAAACCUGAAGUAGCUCCGAAGGACGUCAAGCCGAAAGAAGCCGAGCCCGAGAAACCGAAAGAUAAGAAGGCUGAGCAGAAGGAAGGCAAACCUGAAGUAGCUCCGAAGGACGUCAAGCCAAAAGAAGCCGAGCCCGAGAAACCCAAAGACAAGAAGGCUGAGCAGAAGGAAGGCAAACCUGAAGUAGCUCCGAAGGACGUCAAGCCGAAAGAAGCCGAGCCCGAGAAACCGAAAGAUAAGAAGGCUGAACAGAAGGAGGUGAAACCUGAAGUAGCUCCAAAGGACGUCAAGCCGAAAGAAGCCGAGCCCGAGAAACCGAAAGAUAAGAAGGCUGAGCAGAAAGAAGACAAACCUGAAGUAGCUCCGAAGGACGUCAAGCCGAAAGAAGCCGAGCCCGAGAAACCCAAAGACAAGAAUGCUGAGCAGAAGGAAGGCAAACCUGAAGUAGCUCCGAAGGACGUCAAGCCGAAAGAAGUCGAGCCCGAGAAACCGAAAGAUAAGAAGGCUGAGCAGAAGGAAGGCAAACCUGAAGUAGCUCCGAAGGACGUCAAGCCGAAAGAAGCCGAGCCCGAGAAACCGAAAGAUAAGAAGGCUGAGCAGAAGGAAGGCAAACCUGAACUAGCUCCGAAGGACGUCAAGCCGAAAGAAGCCGAGCCCGAGAAACCGAAAGAGAAGAAGGCUGAACAGAAGGAGGUGAAACCUGAAGUAGCUCCGAAGGACGUCAAGCCGAAAGAAACUGAGCCCGAGAAACCCAAAGACAAGAAGGCUGAACAGAAGGAGGUGAAACCUGAAGUAGCUCCGAAAGACGUCAAGCCGAAAGAAGCCGAGCCCGAGAAACCGAAAGAUAAGAAGGCUGAGCAGAAGGAGGUGAAACCUGAAGUAGCUCCAAAGGACGUCAAGCCGAAAGAAGCCGAGCCCGAGAAACCGAAAGAUAAGAAGGCUGAGCAGAAAGGAGGUAAAAACCUGAAGUAGUCUCGAAGGACGUCAAGCCGAAAGAAAGCUGAGCCCGAGAAACCCAAAGACAAGAAGGCUGAACAGAAGGAGGUGAAACCUGAAGUAGCUCCGAAAGGACGUCAAGCCGAAAGAAGCCGAGCCCGAGAAACCCGAAAAGACAAGAAGGCUGAACAGAAGGAGGUGCAAACCUGAAGUAGCUCCGAAGGACGUCAAGCCGAAAGAAGCCGAGCCCGAGAAACCCGAAAAGACAAGAAGGCUGAAGCAGAAAGGAGGUGAAAACCUGAAGUAGCUCCGAAGGACGUCAAGCCGAAAGAAAGCCGAGCCCGAGAAACCCAAAAGACAAGAAGGCUGAACAGAAGGAAGGCAAACCUGAAGUAGCUCUGAAAGGACGUCAAGCCGAAAGAAAGCCGAGCCCGAGAAACCCGAAAGACAAGAAGGCUGAACAGAAGGAGGUGAAAACCUGAAGUAGCUCCGAAAGGACGUCAAGCCGAAAGAAGCCGAGCCCGAGAAACCCGAAAGACAAGAAGGCUGAACAGAAGGAGGUGAAACCUGAAGUAGCUCCGAAGGACGUCAAGCCGAAAGAAGCCGAGCCCGAGAAACCGAAAGAUAAGAAGGCUGAACAGAAGGAGGUGAAACCUGAAGUAGCUCCGAAGGACGUCAAGCCGAAAGAAGCCGAGCCCGAGAAACCGAAAGAUAAGAAGGCUGAACAGAAGGAGGUGAAACCUGAAGUAGCUCCAAAGGACGUCAAGCCGAAAGAAGCCGAGCCCGAGAAACCGAAAGAUAAGAAGGCUGAGCAGAAAGAGGUGAAACUGGAUGUAGCUCCGAAGGACGUCAAGCCGAAAGAAGCCGAGCCCGAGAAACCGAAAGAUAAGAAGGCUGAACAGAAGGAGGUAAAACCUGAAGCAGCUCCGAAGGACGUCAAGCCGAAAGAAGUCGAGCCCGAGAAACCGAAAGAUAAGAAGGCUGAGCAGAAGGAAGGCAAACCUGAAGUAGCUCCGAAGGACGUCAAGCCAAAAGAAGCCGAGCCCGAGAAACCCAAAGACAAGAAGGCUGAGCAGAAGGAAGGCAAACCUGAAGUAGCUCCGAAGGACGUCAAGCCGAAAGAAGCCGAGCCCGAGAAACCGAAAGAGAAGAAGGCUGAACAGAAGGAGGUGAAACCUGAAGUAGCUCCGAAGGACGUCAAGCCGAAAGAAGCCGAGCCCGAGAAACCGAAAGAUAAGAAGGCUGAACAGAAGGAGGUGAAACCUGAAGUAGCUCCAAAGGACGUCAAGCCGAAAGAAGCCGAGCCCGAGAAACCGAAAGAUAAGAAGGCUGAACAGAAGGAGGUGAAACCUGAAGUAGCUCCGAAGGACGUCAAGCCGAAAGAAGCCGAGCCCGAGAAACCGAAAGAUAAGAAGGCUGAACAGAAGGAGGUGAAAACCUGAAGUAGCUCCGAAGGACGUCAAGCCGAAAGAAGCCGAGCCCGAGAAACCCGAAAGACAAGAAGGCUGAACAGAAGGAGGUGAAAACCUGAAGUAGCUCCGAAGGACGUCAAGCCGAAAGAAGCCGAGCCCGAGAAACCCGAAAGAUAAGAAGGCUGAACAGAAGGAGGUGCAAACCUGAAGUAGCUCCGAAGGACGUCAAGCCGAAAGAAGCCGAGCCCGAGAAACCCGAAAAGACAAGAAGGCUGAACAGAAGGAGGUGAAACCUGAAGUAGCUCCGAAGGACGUCAAGCCGAAAGAAGCCGAGCCCGAGAAACCGAAAGAUAAGAAGGCUGAACAGAAGGAGGUGAAACCUGAAGUAGCUCCGAAGGACGUCAAGCCGAAAGAAGCCGAGCCCGAGAAACCGAAAGAUAAGAAGGCUGAACAGAAGGAGGUGAAACCUGAAGUAGCUCCAAAGGACGUCAAGCCGAAAGAAGCCGAGCCCGAGAAACCGAAAGAUAAGAAGGCUGAACAGAAGGAGGUCAAAACCUGAAGUAGCUCCGAAAGGACGUCAAGCCGAAAGAAGCCGAGCCCGAGAAACCCGAAAAGACAAGAAGGCUGAGCAGAAGGAGGCGAAACCUGAAGUAGCUCCGAAGGACGUCAAGCCGAAAAGAAAGCCGAGCCCGAGAAACCCGAAAGACAAGAAGGCUGAACAGAAGGAGGUGAAAACCUGAAGUAGCUCCGAAAGGACGUCAAGCCGAAAGAAGCCGAGCCCGAGAAACCCGAAAGACAAGAAGGCUGAACAGAAGGAGGUGAAACCUGAAGUAGCUCCGAAAGGACGUCAAGCCGAAAGAAGCUGAGCCCGAGAAACCCGAAAGACAAGAAGGCUGAACAGAAGGAGGUGAAAACCUGAAGUAGCUCCGAAGGACGUCAAGCCGAAAGAAAGCCGAGCCCGAGAAACCCAAAGACAAGAAGGCUGAACAGAAGGAGGUGAAACCUGAAGUAGCUCCGAAGGACGUCAAGCCGAAAGAAGCCGAGCCCGAGAAACCGAAAGACAAGAAGGCUGAACAGAAGGAGGUGAAACCUGAAGUAGCUCCGAAGGACGUCAAGCCGAAAAGAAAGCCGAGCCCGAGAAACCCAAAGACAAGAAGGCUGAACAGAAGGAGGUGAAAACCUGAAGUAGCUCCGAAGGACGUCAAGCCGAAAGAAGCCGAGCCCGAGAAACCCGAAAAGACAAGAAGGCUGAACAGAAGGAGGUGAAAACCUGAAGUAGCUCCGAAGGACGUCAAGCCGAAAGAAAGCCGAGCCCGAGAAACCGAAAGACAAGAAGGCUGAACAGAAGGAGGUGAAACCUGAAGUAGCUCCAAAGGACGUCAAGCCGAAAGAAGCCGAGCCUGAGAAACCGAAAGACAAGAAGGCUGAACAGAAGGAGGUGAAAACCUGAAGUAGCUCCGAAAGGACGUCAAGCCGAAAGAAAGCCGAGCCCGAGAAACCCGAAAGACAAGAAGGCUGAACAGAAGGAGGUGAAAACCUGAAGUAGCUCCGAAGGACGUCAAGCCGAAAGAAAGCCGAGCCCGAGAAACCCGAAAGACAAGAAGGCUGGAACAGAAGGAGGUGAAACCUGAAGUAGCUCCGAAGGACGUCAAGCCGAAAAGAAGCCGAGCCCGAGAAACCGAAAAGACAAGAAGGCUGAACAGAAGGAGGUGAAACCUGAAGUAGCUCCGAAAGGACGUCAAGCCGAAAGAAAGCCGAGCCCGAGAAACCCGAAAGACACGAAGGCUGAACAGAAGGAGGUGAAACCUGAAGUAGCUCCGAAGGACGUCAAGCCGAAAGAAACCGAGCCCGAGAAACCCAAAGACAAGAAGGUUGAACAGAAGGAGGUUAAACCUGAAGUAGCUCCGAAGGACGUCAAGCCGAAAGAAAGCCGAGCCCGAGAAACCCAAAGACAAGAAGGCUGAACAGAAGGAGGUGAAACCUGAAGUAGCUCCGAAGGACGUCAAGCCGAAAGAAAGCUGAGCCCGAGAAACCCAAAGACAAGAAGGCUGAACAGAAGGAGGUGAAACCUGAAGUAGCUCCGAAGGACGUCAAGCCGAAAGAAAGCCGAGCCCGAGAAACCCGAAAAGACAAGAAGGCUGAACAGAAGGAGGUGAAACCUGAAGUAGCUCCAAAGGACGUCAAGCCGAAAGAAACCGAGCCCGAGAAACCCAAAGACAAGAAGGCGGAAGAGAAAGAGGUGAAACCUGAAGUAGCUCCAAAGGACGUCAAGCCGAAAGAAACCGAGCCCGAGAAACCCAAAGACAAGAAGGUUGAACAGAAGGAGGUUAAACCUGAAGUAGCUCCAAAGGACGUCAAGCCGAAAGAAACUGAGCCCGAGAAACCCAAAGACACGAAGGCUGAACAGAAGGAGGUGAAACCUGAAGUAGCUCCGAAGGACGUCAAGCCGAAAGAAACCGAGCCCGAGAAACCCAAAGACAAGAAGGCUGAACAGAAGGAGGUGAAACCUGAAGUAGCUCCGAAGGACGUCAAGCCGAAAGAAGCCGAGCCCGAGAAACCGAAAGACAAGAAGGCUGAACAGAAGGAGGUGAAACCUGAAGUAGCUCCAAAGGACGUCAAGCCGAAAGAAACUGAGCCCGAGAAACCCAAAGACACGAAGGCUGAACAGAAGGAGGUGAAACCUGAAGUAGCUCCGAAGGACGUCAAGCCGAAAGAAACCGAGCCCGAGAAACCCAAAGACAAGAAGGUUGAACAGAAGGAGGUUAAACCUGAAGUAGCUCCAAAGGACGUCAAGCCGAAAGAAACCGAGCCCGAGAAACCCAAAGACAAGAAGGCGGAAGAGAAAGAGGUGAAACCUGAAGUAGCUCCAAAGGACGUCAAGCCGAAAGAAACCGAGCCCGAGAAACCCAAAGACAAGAAGGUUGAACAGAAGGAGGUUAAACCUGAAGUAGCUCCAAGGACGUCAAGCCGAAAGAAAGCUCGAGCCCGAGAAACCCAAAGACAAGAAGGCUGAACAGAAGGAGGUGAAACCUGAAGUAGCUCCGAAGGACGUCAAGCCGAAAGAAACCGAGCCCGAGAAACCCAAAGACAAGAAGGUUGAACAGAAGGAGGUUAAACCUGAAGUAGCUCCGAAGGACGUCAAGCCGAAACAAGCCGAGCCCGAGAAACCGAAAGACAAGAAGGCUGAACAGAAGGAGGUGAAACCUGAAGUAGCUCCAAAGGACGUCAAGCCGAAAGAAACUGAGCCCGAGAAACCCAAAGACACGAAGGCUGAACAGAAGGAGGUGAAACCUGAAGUAGCUCCGAAGGACGUCAAGCCGAAAGAAACCGAGCCCGAGAAACCCAAAGACAAGAAGGUUGAACAGAAGGAGGUUAAACCUGAAGUAGCUCCAAAGGACGUCAAGCCGAAAAAAGCCGAGCCCGAGAAACACAAAGACAAGAAGGCGGAAGAGAAAGAGGUGAAACCUGAAGUAGCUGCGAAGGACGUCAAGCCGAAAGAAACCGAGCCCGAGAAACCCAAAGACAAGAAGGUUGAACAGAAGGAGGUGAAACCUGAAGUAGCUCCGAAGGACGUCAAGCCGAAAGAAAGCCGAGCCCGAGAAACCCGAAAAGACAAGAAGGCUGAACAGAAGGAGGUGAAACCUGAAGUAGCUCCGAAAGGACGUCAAGCCGAAAGAAACCGAGCCCGAGAAACCCAAAGACAAGAAGGCUGAACAGAAGGAGGUGAAAACCUGAAGUAGCUCCGAAGGACGUCAAGCCGAAAGAAAGCCGAGCCCGAGAAACCCGAAAGACAAGAAGGCUGAACAGAAGGAGGUGAAACCUGAAGUAGCUCCGAAAGGACGUCAAGCCGAAAGAAAGCCGAGCCCGAGAAACCCAAAGACAAGAAGGCUGAACAGAAGGAGGUGAAACCUGAAGUAGCUCCGAAGGACGUCAAGCCGAAAGAAAGCCGAGCCCGAGAAACCCAAAGACAAGAAGGCUGAACAGAAGGAGGUGAAACCUGAAGUAGCUCCGAAGGACGUCAAGCCGAAAGAAAGCCGAGCCCGAGAAACCCAAAGACAAGAAGGCUGAACAGAAGGAGGUGAAACCUGAAGUAGCUCCGAAGGACGUCAAGCCGAAAGAAAGCCGAGCCCGAGAAACCCAAAGACAAGAAGGCUGAACAGAAGGAGGUGAAACCUGAAGUAGCUCCGAAAGGACGUCAAGCCGAAAGAAAGCCGAGCCCGAGAAACCCAAAGACAAGAAGGCUGAACAGAAGGAGGUGAAAACCUGAAGUAGCUCCGAAAGGACGUCAAGCCGAAAGAAAGCCGAGCCUGAGAAACCCAAAGACAAGAAGGCUGAACAGAAGGAGGUGAAAACCUGAAGUAGCUCCGAAGGACGUCAAGCCGAAAGAAGCCGAGCCCGAGAAACCCAAAGACAAGAAGGCUGAACAGAAGGAGGUGAAACCUGAAGUAGCUCCGAAGGACGUCAAGCCGAAAGAAAGCCGAGCCCGAGAAACCCAAAGACAAGAAGGCUGAACAGAAGGAGGUGAAAACCUGAAGUAGCUCCGAAGGACGUCAAGCCGAAAGAAAGCCGAGCCCGAGAAACCCGAAAAGACAAGAAGGCUGGAACAGAAGGAGGUGAAACCUGAAGUAGCUCCGAAAGGACGUCAAGCCGAAAGAAAGCCGAGCCCGAGAAACCCAAAGACAAGAAGGCUGAACAGAAGGAGGUGAAACCUGAAGUAGCUCCGAAAGGACGUCAAGCCGAAAGAAAGCCGAGCCCGAGAAACCCAAAGACAAGAAGGCUGAACAGAAGGAGGUGAAACCUGAAGUAGCUCCGAAGGACGUCAAGCCGAAAGAAAGCCGAGCCCGAGAAACCGAAAAGACAAGAAGGCUGAACAGAAGGAGGUGAAACCUGAAGUAGCUCCGAAGGACGUCAAGCCGAAAGAAGCCGAGCCCGAGAAACCGAAAGACAAGAAGGCUGAACAGAAGGAGGUGAAACCUGAAGUAGCUCCGAAGGACGUCAAGCCGAAAGAAGCCGAGCCCGAGAAACCCAAAGACAAGAAGGCUGAACAGAAGGAGGUGAAACCUGAAGUAGCUCCGAAGGACGUCAAGCCGAAAGAAGCCGAGCCCGAGAAACCGAAAGACAAGAAGGCUGAACAGAAGGAGGUGAAACCUGAAGUAGCUCCGAAGGACGUCAAGCCGAAAGAAGCCGAGCCCGAGAAACCCAAAGACAAGAAGGCUGAACAGAAGGAGGUGAAACCUGAAGUAGCUCCGAAGGACGUCAAGCCGAAAGAAGCCGAGCCUGAGAAACCCGAAAGACAAGAAGGCUGAACAGAAGGAGGUGAAAACCUGAAGUAGCUCCGAAGGACGUCAAGCCGAAAGAAGCCGAGCCCGAGAAACCCAAAGACAAGAAGGCUGAACAGAAGGAGGUGAAACCUGAAGUAGCUCCGAAGGACGUCAAGCCGAAAGAAGCCGAGCCCGAGAAACCCAAAGACAAGAAGGCGGAACAGAAGGAAGGCAAACCUGAAGUAGCUCCGAAGGACGUCAAGCCGAAAGAAACUGAGCCCGAGAAACCCAAAGACAAGAAGGCUGAACAGAAGGAGGUGAAACCUGAAGUAGCUCCGAAAGACGUCAAGCCGAAAGAAGCCGAGCCCGAGAAACCCAAAGACAAGAAAGCGGAACAGAAGGAAGACAAACCUGAAGUAGCACCGAAGGACGUCAAGCCGAAAGAAGCCGAGCCCGAGAAACCGAAAGAUAAGAAGGCUGAGCAGAAGGAGGUGAAACCUGAAGUAGCUCCGAAGGACGUCAAGCCGAAAGAAGCCGAGCCCGAGAAACCGAAAGACAAGAAGGCUGAGCAGAAAGAGGUGAAACCUGAAGUAGCUCCGAAGGACGUCAAGCCGAAAGAAGCCGAGCCCGAGAAACCCAAAGACAAGAAGGCUGAACAGAAGGAGGUGAAACCUGAAGUAGCUCCGAAGGACGUCAAGCCGAAAGAAGCCGAGCCCGAGAAACCCAAAGACAAGAAGGCUGAACAGAAGGAGGUGAAACCUGAAGUAGCUCCGAAGGACGUCAAGCCGAAAGAAGCCGAGCCCGAGAAACCCAAAGACAAGAAGGCGGAACAGAAGGAAGACAAACCUGAAGUAGCUCCGAAGGACGUCAAGCCGAAAGAAGCCGAGCCCGAGAAACCCAAAGACAAGAAGGCGGAACAGAAGGAGGUGAAACCUGAAGUAGCUCCGAAGGACGUCAAGCCGAAAGAAGCCGAGCCCGAGAAACCCAAAAGACAAGAAGGCUGAGCAGAAGGAGGUGAAACCUGAAGUAGCUCCAAAGGACGUCAAGCCGAAAGAAGCCGAGCCCGAGAAACCGAAAGAUAAGAAGGCUGAGCAGAAAGAAGACAAACCUGAAGUAGCUCCGAAGGACGUCAAGCCGAAAGAAGCCGAGCCCGAGAAACCCAAAGACAAGAAGGCUGAACAGAAGGAGGUGAAACCUGAAGUAGCUCCAAAGGACGUCAAGCCGAAAGAAGCCGAGCCCGAGAAACCCAAAGACAAGAAGGCGGAACAGAAGGAAGACAAACCUGAAGUAGCUCCGAAGGACGUCAAGCCGAAAGAAGCCGAGCCCGAGAAACCGAAAGAUAAGAAGGCUGAACAGAAGGAGGUGAAACCUGAAGUAGCUCCGAAGGACGUCAAGCCGAAAGAAGCCGAGCCCGAGAAACCGAAAGAUAAGAAGGCUGAGCAGAAAGAGGUGAAACCUGAAGUAGCUCCGAAGGACGUCAAGCCGAAAGAAGCCGAGCCCGAGAAACCGAAAGACAAGAAGGCUGAGCAGAAAGAGGUGAAACCUGAAGUAGCUCCGAAGGACGUCAAGCCGAAAGAAGCCGAGCCCGAGAAACCCAAAGACAAGAAGGCGGAACAGAAGGAAGACAAACCUGAAGUAGCUCCGAAGGACGUCAAGCCGAAAGAAGCCGAGCCCGAGAAACCCAAAGACAAGAAGGCUGAGCAGAAGGAGGUGAAACCUGAAGUAGCUCCAAAGGACGUCAAGCCGAAAGAAGCCGAGCCCGAGAAACCCAAAGACAAGAAAGCGGAACAGAAGGAAGACAAACCUGAAGUAGCACCGAAGGACGUCAAGCCGAAAGAAGCCGAGCCCGAGAAACCCAAAGACAAGAAGGCUGAACAGAAGGAGGUGAAACCUGAAGUAGCUCCGAAGGACGUCAAGCCGAAAGAAGCCGAGCCCGAGAAACCGAAAGAUAAGAAGGCUGAGCAAAAGGAAGACAAACCUGAAGUAGCUCCGAAGGACGUCAAGCCGAAAGAAGCCGAGCCCGAGAAACCGAAAGAUAAGAAGGCUGAGCAAACGGAAGACAAACCUGAAGUAGCUCCGAAGGACGUCAAGCCGAAAGAAGCCGAGCCCGAGAAACCCAAAGACAAGAAGGCUGAACAGAAGGAGGUGAAACCUGAAGUAGCUCCAAAGGACGUCAAGCCGAAAGAAGCCGAGCCCGAGAAACCCAAAGACAAGAAGGCGGAACAGAAGGAAGACGAACCUGAAGUAGCUCCGAAGGACGUCAAGCCGAAAGAAGCCGAGCCCGAGAAACCGAAAGAUGAGAAGGCUGAACAGAAGGAGGUGAAACCUGAAGUAGCUCCGAAGGACGUCAAGCCGAAAGAAGCCGAGCCCGAGAAACCGAAAGAUGAGAAGGCUGAACAGAAGGAGGUGAAACCUGAAGUAGCUCCGAAGGACGUCAAGCCGAAAGAAGCCGAGCCUGAGAAACCGAAGGAUAAGAAGGCUGAGCAGAAGCAGGUGAAACCUGAAGUAGCUCCGAAGGACGUCAAGCCGAAAGAAGCCGAGCCCGAGAAACCGAAAGACAAGAAGGCUGAGCAGAAAGAGGUGAAACCUGAAGUAGCUCCGAAGGACGUCAAGCCGAAAGAAGCCGAGCCCGAGAAACCCAAAGACAAGAAGGCGGAACAGAAGGAAGACAAACCUGAAGUAGCUCCGAAGGACGUCAAGCCGAAAGAAGGCGAGCCCGAAAAACCGAAAGACAAGAAGGUUGAACAGAAGGAGGUGAAACCUGAAGUGGCUCCAAAGGACGUCAAGCCGAAAGAAGCCGAGCCCGAGAAACCGAAAGACAAGAAGGCUGAGCAGAAAGAGGUGAAACCUGAAGUAGCUCCGAAGGACGUCAAGCCGAAAGAAGCCGAGCCCGAGAAACCGAAAGAUAAGAAGGCUGAGCAGAAGGAAGGCAAACCUGAAGUAGCUCCGAAGGACGUCAAGCCGAAAGAAGCCGAGCCCGAGAAACCGAAAGACAAGAAGGUUGAACAGAAGGAGGUGAAACCUGAAGUGGCUCCAAAGGACGUCAAGCCGAAAGAAGCCGAGCCCGAGAAACCGAAAGACAAGAAGGCUGAGCAGAAAGAGGUGAAACCUGAAGUAGCUCCGAAGGACGUCAAGCCGAAAGAAGCCGAGCCCGAGAAACCGAAAGAUAAGAAGGCUGAGCAGAAGGAAGGCAAACCUGAAGUAGCUCCGAAGGACGUCAAGCCGAAAGAAGCCGAGCCCGAGAAACCGGAAGACAAGAAGGCUGAUCGAAAGCAAAUCGAAAUGUCGUGUGACGCGUUUUUGCGUUCCAAACGUCAAGAAAACAGCGGUCUAAUAAUCAGCCUUGUUUUGUCUGUCAACGAGUCGGCUGAGUGCGCUCUCAGGGAAAAAACUUCAUGUAAUAAAGUUACGCUCGAUUUCGGUUUCCAUUCGAAAGCCAAAUUAGAAAAAGUUUCAAAACUAGUUUUUCCUUUCGAAAAAUGUGGCAUCUCUCUAGAAGAGCCCUACACGUUAGAAGUUUAUUGUGAAGCUGCGUUUGUGAAACAAAGGACUGAAAAAAUAGGCAUAGGUAUCAUCUUCGAAGGAAGUACAGCGAAAAACGGUAAACGACCGGAUGAUUUGAAACUUGACGGUCAGUAGACCUUACUCUUUUUUCUGCUUGAUCACAAAAUUUGCAGGAUGUCAUUUGACUGAUGUUUCUGAUGGUUUGGCUGUUCUGAGUCCUCCGCCAAAAUCCAAGAAGCAGCACAAAAAAAAGAAGAAGCAGCCCAAGGAAAAAGUUGCUAAGUUCUUUAGACAUAAGUCUAAGAUGAUUCAUUUAGAUCGAAAUCAAACAAGCUCAGGAAGAAUCACUCGCGACGCCUCCCACUUACUUGAAACCUGAAGUUACAAACGUUGAAAGAAAAAGGACAAACUCAGGUGCCUCAAAGUAGUAUAGAAAACCUUAAUUAUCGCACAAAAAAUAGACAAAAAAGGGAUUAUUACAAAUGGGCAGAAAACGUUGGCGUCGAGCAUAUUCAUUCAAGAGUUCACAGAUUUGUAUUCAAUCAAUUUGGUUUAAAUAUCAACUUCUAUUUCUUCUCCCACACAAAACAUUUUUUCUUCACAGGUGGGGUUUAGUGAUCCACCUAGUUCUUUUUCCUUUCCUGCAACAUCACCAUACCACCCCGAUGUUGCGAAAAAUAAAGUGAAAAAAAUUCACCUUCCUAUAAAUAAAAAAAGUAAGCCUGAAAAAAAUUCGAACGGCUCCAGGCGGUGCCAUUUCGAACGACUGAGUCGAAUCCCAAAUAGGGGCAAUCAAUCUUUCUUCUCCAAAAAAGUCAUUGAUUUUUAUAUACAGGAAGCAGCGACAUAUUCGUUGAAGUAGAGAUCGAAGCUGGAGAAGAGGUCGUGCACACGGACGCUCUUGUCGACCUGAACUUCUACGACUACGAUCAGAUGGAGCUGAGCAUUUUCGAGGAGGAGGAAGAAGAGACGGACGACGAAUCUUCGAUUGAAGUCGAUGUCGUCAUGAAUAAUGUGCCGCAGAUCGAUGAGCUUGACAUCUAUCCGCCACCAUCUCACGAGGUUGAAACGGAAGAUUUCUUUGAUUUCCAACUGUGUAUGUUUUCCUGGAUGAGAAGAAGCACAACUUCUCAUUCAAACUUCUCAGACAUCAUUCAUUGAAUUCAAUUCUUCCCAAUAUCGCAAUAGAUUGUCGAAAAUAUUUUCUGCAUAUCAAGUUUUGAAGCUCGCUCCUUUCAUUUAGGUCCCCGAAAGGCUAUACUCCAUUUUUCUCGGAGUGAAUCGAAACCUACACAUCAACUUUUACAUUAAAAAUGUUUUUUUUUUUCCAGGAGGUUGAGCGUCAUGUGAAAAUGCCGGAUGAGAGUAUAGUCAAGAAACAAGAAGUUGAAGAAAUUGACUUCUUUUUCGAAGCCAGUGACCAGCAACAAAUUUCAUUGACGGUCACAAGUAAGUAUAUAAACUUUUAAAAAUUAAAUGAACCCUUCGAAUUAUUUAGAAGAGCCUGUAGAGGACGAGACGGCCGAACAGUCCAUUUUGGAGCAGCCGCGGUCACAAGCCGUCGAGAACGUCGAAGAUAAAAUUCUACUUCGGUGCGAGACAAGCCGAACCAUCAGAAGUGUGCGAUGGUUCCGAAGCGGCAUGCUCAUUUCAGAAGACGAGCAAACUGAAAUUAGAACCAUCGGACGUGAGACGACGCUGUUUCUGAAGAAGUUCUUGCCCCAGAUGCAAGGAAAAUAUCACGUCGUGAUUGAUGAUAGCAUCGGCAGCUCUCCAGCAACUCUUUUUGGUCCCAUCGCACCCAACAUCUCGAACAAGUCUGUUAUUUAAUGGUUUUUUCAACUCAAUUUGAAUAUUCAGAAUCUCGAAGUCGCUCACACAUCAAGCUGGGAAAUCGUUCUACUACAAAAUCAACUACACAGGCGUUCCGGCUCCUCGACUUAAAGUACUUUGCAACGGGCAGCCGACAUCGCUGCUAGUUGAGUACGAAGUUUAUGACGACUAUAUUUCUGUGAAACUUCCGAAAAUGCAACGGUCAAAUCAAGGAGAAUACACCUUUUUGCUUGAAAAUAAGUAUGGGAAAGAUCACCUCACUUUCAAUAUCACAAUGGUGGACACUCCUUUGAAGCCAAGAAAAGCGCAGUUAGUUCGGGUCAGUGACAGCACAGCCACUAUUCGCUGGCUCAGUCCACAUGGAGGAGAAAAAGAUAUCCUCCACUACCUCAUACAACGUAAAACAACCGAAAGCCACCGUUGGAGGAACAUCAGCAAGGUUAAUGAGAAGACUUACACUGCUGUCGAACUUGUCCCCAAUGAAUUCUAUGCGUUCCGGAUCAUUGCGGUGAAUUCGUUCGGAGAAAGUGCACCUAGCGAGAUCAUUGAGGUCAACACGCUCUUAGAAGAACAGGAAAACUUCCUCGAAUUCAUUACCGAAGACGAAGACAACGAAACCAAUAAAACAGCUCUUCAGAUUACCGAAUUGGAGAAAGAAAAGAGAAUAGAAGAAAUGAUAUCUAAUGAACAUACUACCAUCGAAAAAAAAAGCGAAGAAAGCUCUAAGUCUCACGCAGAGUCCACUCUACACUCAGUUGUAGAAAUUCCAGUAAUGUUGGAAGAAGCAGAAUCAAAAGAAAAAUCUGCUGCAGAGAAACGGUCUGAGACACCUGAACCCGUUACUGAAGUCAGAGAAGUCGUUGAAGUAACAAAAGAAAUUUCUGAAGAAGCCAUUGAAAUAAAGAAGAUGGCUGAUAAAACUCUCAAGAAAGCAAAAGAAACUUUUAAAGAUGACGAGAAAGCUCUCGAAAAAGCUGAGGAUGCUUCUGAAUUUGAAAAGGCUCCAGGAAAAGUAAAACACACAAUCAAAAAAGUUGCAGAAGAAAACAAAGCAGUGUCUGCCAUGGAGGAUGCUAAGAAAGCACCGGAAGAAGUUGAAAAAGUUCCCGAAGAGGCUGCCAAGCCAAAGACUAUGCGAAAAGACUCAAAGGUUAAGCCUGAAGACACUAAGGCUGCCAAGAAAAAGGAUGAAGUCAAGCCGGCAGAACCACCAGUGGAUGACAAGAAAGUGCUGCAGGAUGCUAAGAAAGCACCGGAAGAAGUUGAAAAAGUUCCCGAAGAGGCUGCCAAGCCAAAGACUUUGCGAAAAGACUCAAAGGUUAAGCCUGAAGACACUAAGGCUGCCAAGAAAAAGGAUGAAGUCAAGCCGGCAGAACCACCAGUGGAUGACAAGAAAGUGCUGCAGGAUGCUAAGAAAGCACCGGAAGAAGUUGAAAAAGUUCCCGAAGAGGCUGCCAAGCCAAAGACUAUGCGAAAAGACUCAAAGGUUAAGCCUGAAGACACUAAGGCUGCCAAGAAAAAGGAUGAAGUCAAGCCGGCAGAACCACCAGUGGAUGACAAGAAAGUGCUGCAGGAUGCUAAGAAAGCACCGGAAGAAGUUGAAAAAAAGUUCCCGAAGAGGCUGCCAAAGCCAAAGACUUUGCGAAAAAGACUCAAAGGUUAAGCCUGAAGACACUAAGGCUGCCAAGAAAAAGGAUGAAGUCAAGCCGGCAGAACCACCAGUGGAUGACAAGAAAGUGCUGCAGGAUGCUAAGAAAGCACCGGAAGAAGUUGAAAAAGUUCCCGAAGAGGCUGCCAAGCCAAAGACUUUGCGAAAAGACUCAAAGGUUAAGCCUGAAGACACUAAGGCUGCCAAGAAAAAGGAUGAAGUCAAGCCGGCAGAACCACCAGUGGAUGACAAGAAAGUGCUGCAGGAUGCUAAGAAAGCACCGGAAGAAGUUGAAAAAGUUCCCGAAGAGGCUGCCAAGCCAAAGACUUUGCGAAAAGACUCAAAGGUCAAGCCUGAAGACACUAAGGCUGCCAAGAAAAAGGAUGAAGUCAAGCCGGCAGAACCACCAGUGGAUGACAAGAAAGUGCUGCAGGAUGCUAAGAAAGCACCGGAAGAAGUUGAAAAAGUUCCCGAAGAGGCUGCCAAGCCAAAGACUAUGCGAAAAGACUCAAAGGUUAAGCCUGAAGACACUAAGGCUGCCAAGAAAAAGGAUGAAGUCAAGCCGGCAGAACCACCAGUGGAUGACAAGAAAGUGCUGCAGGAUGCUAAGAAAGCACCGGAAGAAGUUGAAAAAGUUCCCGAAGAGGCUGCCAAGCCAAAGACUUUGCGAAAAGACUCAAAGGUUAAGCCUGAAGACACUAAGGCUGCCAAGAAAAAGGAUGAAGUCAAGCCGGCAGAACCCCCAGUGGAUGACAAGAAAGUGCUGCAGGAUGCUAAGAAAGCACCGGAAGAAGUUGAAAAAGUUCCCGAAGAGGCUGCCAAGCCAAAGACUUUGCGAAAAGACUCAAAGGUCAAGCCUGAAGACACUAAGGCUGCCGAGAAGAAGGAUGAAGUCAAGCCGGCAGAACCACCAGUGGAUGACAAGAAAGUGCUGCAGGAUGCUAAGAAAGCACCGGAAGAAGUUGAAAAAGUUCCCGAAGAGGCUGCCAAGCCAAAGACUUUGCGAAAAGACUCAAAGGUCAAGCCUGAAGACACUAAGGCUGCCGAGAAGAAGGAUGAAGUCAAGCCGGCAGAACCACCAGUAGAUGACAAGAAAGUGCUGCAGGAUGCUAAGAAAGCACCGGAAGAAGUUGAAAAAGUUCCCGAAGAGGCUGCCAAGCCAAAGACUUUGCGAAAAGACUCAAAGGUUAAGCCUGAAGACACUAAGGCUGCCGAGAAGAAGGAUGAAGUCAAGCCGGCAGAACCACCAGUGGAUGACAAGAAAGUGCUGCAGGAUGCUAAGAAAGCACCGGAAGAAGUUGAAAAAGUUCCCGAAGAGGCUGCCAAGCCAAAGACUUUGCGAAAAGACUCAAAGGUUAAGCCUGAAGACACUAAGGCUGCCGAGAAGAAGGAUGAAGCCAAGCCGGCAGAACCAGAAGAAACAAAACCAUUAUCUCCAAAAACUGCACAACAGGAAGACAACGAGGAGAGCAGUCCUUUCACAAAGAUGCCAGAGUCGAUAUUGGUGACUGAAUUCGGAUCUAUUGUGCAGUUUGCUUGCCAAUUCGCAAGAAAGCCAAUUUACUUGAAAUGGAUGCGUGACGAGAAGGAUAUUCACAUAUCUUACAAUAAGACAAGUGUCGAGACAACAGAAAACUCAUCAACUUUAACCAUUUCGAACGUUGACAGCGGAGACGUGGGCAACAUUUACGCCUUGUUCAACAGCGAGUUCAAAAGUGACAUCGCGAAACUCGGAUUGCGAGUUCCAUGCAAACUGUCACUCGAUGCCCCACCGCAAGCAGUGAUUGCGGGCAGAAAUCUAGAUUUUGUUGUUAGAACGUCCGCUUAUCCGUCGCCUGAAAUAGACAUGCUACACAAUGGAGAAAGUCUCAGCUUCCGUGCCGACGUCAACAAGUACGACGACUUUGUUUCUUUCCGCUUGAAAAAACUGACAUUGAAAGACAGCGGCUGCGUGACCGUCCACGCCAAAAACGAGCACUCUUCCGAUGAACUGACUAUUCCCAUCAUGGUCAUAGACGUGCCAUCCUGUCCACGAGACUUGACUCCGGUGGACCGCACUCCAUCGAGCAUCACCCUGACCUGGACGGCACCGCGGGAGAUCAAUGGAAGCGACGUCAUUGAAUACCUCGUUGAACGGAAGACCGCUGACUCUUCAAGAUGGCGACAAUCUGGCUCGACGAAUUCUACGACGCUCCGAGUGGAAGGCCUAUUUUCUGACACCGCCUACGUCUUCCGUGUUCAAGCAAUCAAUAGCGCUGGCGCAAGUAGCCCAAGCAGCCUCUUGGAUGUCGAGACGCUAGUCGAAGAACGUAUGUUUUGUUGAAUUUAGAGUUGAAGUUGGGCAGAAGAGAGAUCAAACAGGCGAGUACACGUUGUUGUUUGCGAUGUCGGCUCUCCACGAUCUCGACGCACGCCCCGGCUCAUGCGAUUUUUCCUCUUUUCUCUCCUUUGCGCAUCGUUCUGCUUCCACCGCUUUUCUAUAUUUCCUUUCCGCAACAUUUCGUUCUGUCUCUUAUGAAAAACCUUAAUUCAUCAAAUUAGCUUCUAUGUAGCUCUGCAUUAGGGAAGCGCAGACGUCCACAACCUUUUACUUUAAAACAUGAAAACCCUUUUCCUCUCCCCUCAGAUUCUAAAUGACAGUUUUUUUUUUCGAAUAAAAUGCAAAUUACUCACGCAGCUUUGUUUUCUGUUCCUUUAUCAAAAAUACAAAAUUUUCGAACUUCCGUGUGCCACAAAUCCGUGCUUCAACUUUCAUUUUUCGUUUGCCAAAUAACGCCCUUUCUCAUUUUUCGUCGGCUCUUUCCGUUCACAAUAUUGAUUCAAAUCGUAAAACGCGAGUAUCGAUAAUAAUCCGAAAGUACUUGUAAAGUAGUUUUUUCGAAAACACCAUUCAAACAAAAACUUUGAGGGUACCUAUAUGUUCUAUCAUAACGCCACCCUUUGAUAUCGUUUUUCUUUCCUACCAUCCAACUCGAAACUCUAGCAACUUCAGUCAAUUUACUCAAUCAACGAAAUCAGUCAUUUCUUCUAGAUGAGAUCAUUCACGAUCUAGUGGCAAAAUCUUGCUCUGCUUAUUAACUUCUUACUCGAUAAUUUUGACAUCCCUUGGAGAACGAGGAGAUCCCCAGGGCGGUAAAGCUUUUGUUGAAUCCGCCGCCCACGUCGGUCGGCUGUUGA
This is a messenger RNA of Caenorhabditis auriculariae, 27529 nucleotides long. Lineage: Eukaryota; Metazoa; Nematoda; Chromadorea; Rhabditida; Rhabditidae. The record is from the annotation of a GenBank genome assembly.